Messenger RNA from Harmonia axyridis, 1158 nucleotides. RefSeq names its product enhancer of split mbeta protein-like. The record is from RefSeq and is a predicted model, not a curated record. The transcript has a single exon. NCBI's taxonomy places the organism in Eukaryota, Metazoa, Arthropoda, Insecta, Coleoptera, Coccinellidae. Gene Ontology annotation, molecular function: DNA-binding transcription factor activity, RNA polymerase II-specific; RNA polymerase II cis-regulatory region sequence-specific DNA binding; protein dimerization activity. Gene Ontology annotation, biological process: regulation of neurogenesis; regulation of transcription by RNA polymerase II; anterior/posterior pattern specification. Bases 244 to 879 code for a protein of 211 amino acids. Gene Ontology annotation, cellular component: nucleus.
AAGCUCCCGAGUUUCCCACGAUCUCGGAGUGCUAUGGAAUGGAACAUUCAGCAUGCGACGAGGUCUAGUGGGCCGAGCGCGCAGCGUACACCUGGCUCGGCUAUAAAAGCGCACGGCCCUACCACUCCGACAUCAUUCGAUACUCACUCGUAGCAGAGUUCACAUCGUGCCUUGCUCAAGAGUCGAGCGUAGUCGAGAAAGUUUUACGUGCUUUUAAAGUUAAAGUGUUUCAAUAUUUGCGAAAUGUCGAACUACGAAAUGUUGUCGGCGGAAGAAUCGCAACCAGUCUCCAGGACUUACCAGUACAGAAAAGUGAUGAAACCGAUGUUGGAGAGAAAAAGGAGAGCCAGGAUCAACAGGUGCCUGGACGAAUUGAAGGACCUUAUGGUGACGGCGCUGCAGAGCGAAGGAGAGAACGUUUCCAAAUUGGAAAAAGCCGAUAUCCUAGAAUUGACAGUGCGUCACCUACACAAAUUACGUCGUCAGCAGAAAUUGGCGUCCAACCCCGUGAUCGACGCCGACAGAUUCCGUGCCGGAUACACCCACUGCGCCAACGAGGUGUCGAGAUGCCUCGCAGCCAUCCCCGGAGUAGACGUCCAGUUGGGCACCAAACUCAUGACCCACUUGGGACAUCGUCUGAACGAGAUGGAUAAAGUGAAACCUCUAGUGGUGCAAGUGCCUUACACUCCUCCAGUGUCCCCGUAUCCCGAGGGAUACGCGCCCGUCCACAGCUACAACAUGCCUUUGACGCCCGCCUCUUCGACGUCUUCCAGAACAGCACCAUCGCCGUCCAUCGAGAGCCAGACGCAAAUCCCGUCUUCAUCUCCGGGAUUGUUAAAAGUAGCGUCCAGACCCUCUCCCGUGUGGCGACCAUGGUGAUUCCAAAAUUCAGCAUUCAAUACCGAAUGUCUUUCACAAUUUGCUCAAAUUUCAAGAUCUCCGAAAGCUUUAAUUUAGUUUGUAAGGUUGUUGUAGUAUGUGAUAUUUUAAAGUUGGUACCUGUGAUCCCGAGGCAAUGUUGAUAUAAAAGUGCCUUGGUUAAAUGUAAAUAUUUUUCUAUGUUAUUGAUUCGUUGAAAAGAAAAGAAGAUGACAUGAGACUCGACUCUCAUGAAUAUAUGAAUUUUUUAUAUAAAUAAAAUACGUUAUCUUAAAUUUA